GGCAGUGUGGACAACAGCGGACUGCAUAGAAAAGAAGAAGCCACGGGAGACUUUGUGAAAUGCAGUUCUCGGUAGGAUGAUCAGUAAUCACGAAGAUGAUGUGAGUGACUUCCUACUUUCUCCUCCACAGAGGAAAUCUUUACCACCAGUUCUCCUUUUGGUCAUUUAUGUGCAGGACAGCAGGAACCCUUCUUUAAAUAAAUGUCCAGAGGGGUGCCAGAGAACAAUAAGCAUUUUUUAAGAGCAUUUGGGGAACUUUUUUUUUUUGUUGUUGUUGCAGGAGAGGCACAUGCUGUUCUUAGAUCUUUAUCUGUCACACAGAUAAAAACUUCGUUGCAGUUUUGCUCAAUUAUAAGUAUUAUAUCUUCUGUUUUUGUUUUGAAGGAGUUUGUUGCAGUGCGAGUCCAAGAUCCCCGCAUUCAGAACGAGGGUUCUUGGAAUUCAUACGUCGACUACAAAAUAUUCCUACAUACCAACAGUAAAGCCUUCACGGCCAAGACGUCCUGCGUUCGGCGGCGCUACAGCGAGUUUGAGUGGCUCAGGAAGAAGCUGCAGAAGAAUGCAGGCUUGGUUCCAGUCCCGGAUCUUCCUGGAAAAUCCUUCUUCUCCUUCAACAAUGAGGACUUUCUGGAAAAGAGACGGAGAGGACUCCAAGUCUUCCUGGACAAAGUGGUGCACACCACCGUGUGUCUGUCGGACAGCCAGCUCCACCUCUUCCUGCAGACCCAGCUGCCGAUCGGUCACAUCCAGGACUGCGUUCAGGGACUGACGCCGUACUCCGUGACGGACGCCAUCCUCACCUACGCCUCGUCCAACCGGGGCCUGGCUCAGGCUCAGCAGGAGGACUCCAUCAGGGAGCCCGGUCUCACCGUCUCUUAUGAGUCCAUGGAAAGUCCGGCUCCUCACCUGCCUUCCCUACAACUGAAAGCAGCGCUCAACUCUAAACCAGUGGCCGGUGGAGAUCCAGACCCUCUGGAAGACAUAUUGGAGCUCUGUGAGCAGAAGCCAGAUGAAACGCAGCGCAGGGGAAACGCCUCGAUAAGGAUCUCCCAGAGGAGCGACCGGCUGGAGGCUGUUGUGGAGGAUGCCGGCUCCACGCACGCUUCCUUCUAUGUGGGGGAGAUCCUGGACGACUCGGGGAGCCUCAGCCCCUCAGAGCACAGCUGCGUGAUUCAGACUCCCGUGGAUGUGCACUCACCCAUGGAGGCGGGCUUUGAAGACGGCUGCGAAGGGGACGGCGUCUUCGAAGACAAAACCGAAGAAAGGAAAAACUCGGAGUCUGAAAUUAGUGCAGAUUCCGCGAAGGACAAUAAUAACGUGGAAGUUGUGGAAAGCCUCUCCGAGACGCCUAACGGUCGCCUUUCAGAAAUCGAAACAGGCGGCAAACGAGGCGAUGAAUCAGAGGCGCCCCUUGAGUCAGGAGUUCAUGUGGAGAGUCAGAAUGUGAAUGGCGAAUUAGAGGCCGAUCUCAGUGACUCACUCCGACAAAUCCACCAAGAGGACACUGAAAACGAGGACAGAGGCGAGAGCGACGAGGACAGCCGCUCGCUGCUGUCUUCCAAUGAGAGCAUCAUCCGGUGCAGUGAGGAGGAGAGUCUGGGCGAGGAGAUGGACGACUCCGUGCAGGUGAAGUCGUCUCCGGACAAGGUCAAGGAUCGGUCAGAGCUGCAGGGCUCCAGUGGGAACAUUUUGCACAUCAACAGAUUUAAGGAGAACAAAGCGGACGCUCAGGACUGGGAGGAUAUUGACCAGCAGUACACAACUGCAGAGCCUAAACCAGCUGCUUCUGACGGAGAUCUGAAUGAAAACUGCGACUUUAGCAUCUUGGAGAACAGCUGUCAGUCUGGAGUAGAUGAAGGUGAAUUUACAACACAGGAAGUUCCGGCCUUGAUACCUUUGGAGGGAUCAGAGGAGGCCGAGGAGGCGUAGGUACAUCAGUGGAGCUAAACUUACUCUAGGUGCUGCACCAUCACUGAGCCAGAACCAUGGGUCUUUAGUCUCUUCUGCCUAAGAAACAUUAACAAGGCACAAACAAAGAGAUAUUCUGUUACAUGAAACCUAAAUACACAGUGCCUUGCAAUAGGAUUUAUGCUCUUUAAACUUUUUCAUAUAUAUAUUUAUGUUUGCUGCAAACAGAAACUUCAGCAUAUUUCAUUGGGAUUAUGUUAUAGACCAGCACAAAGUAGCGUCACGUUUCACAAACACCUAAAAAGUGUUGUAUGCAUUUUUAUUCAGAACUUUAAUAGUUGUUUUAAAACUGUACAAUUUACAAUUAUGCACAACUUUGUGUUGGU
Molecule: messenger RNA, 2294 nt
Organism: Xiphophorus maculatus (southern platyfish)
Lineage: Eukaryota; Metazoa; Chordata; Actinopteri; Cyprinodontiformes; Poeciliidae
Gene: snx11
Product: sorting nexin 11
Exons: 6
Coding region: 202-1929 (575 amino acids)
Biological process (GO): intracellular protein transport
Molecular function (GO): phosphatidylinositol binding
Source: RefSeq, a predicted model, not a curated record